Scheffersomyces amazonensis is the source of this 2235-nucleotide messenger RNA. It is a transcript of the gene MFG1, whose product is annotated as Mfg1p. The record is from RefSeq and is a predicted model, not a curated record. The coding region runs from base 1 to 2235 and encodes 744 amino acids. The transcript has a single exon. Lineage: Eukaryota; Fungi; Ascomycota; Pichiomycetes; Serinales; Debaryomycetaceae.
AUGACCGGGUUGAAUACCAAUCAACAAGCUAUGGUAGCCUUAAUGCAAAACCCAGGGUUCAAUAACCGAAUGCUUCAACAACAACAACAGCAGCAGCAACAUCAGCAACCGCAAGUUCAACCUCAAGGAGGUGCUGGAAGUCAACAGUCUCCGACUGCUCAACAACAGCAGAUGCAAAUACCGGCUCAACAAAUGUAUAAUCAGAAUGGUCCUAUACCUUUUCAACAACAUAGAUUAAGCAUAUCUUCCAAUAGUGGUGCACCUGCCAUGGGUAUGCCACAACAGAUACUUGUGAAUAAUCAACAACAGCAACACCAAUUACAUCAACAACAGCAGCAACAACAGACUAAUCCUAAUCUACAAAGACCCAUAAGUGCUAUCCAAAAAAGUCAACAAAUGUCCCCUACAGGUGGAGUAGCCAACGUUCAACCCGGUAAACAAAAUCAAUUUAGUGCUAAUGUGCCGUUAGCAGUUCCAAAUAAUGGAGCUAUCACGCUGAAUCCCUCAGCAGGAAAUUCGCAGGGUCAUACUCCUCAAAUGGCUAAUCGAGCUCAACCUGGCCAAUUCAAUGGUCAACCGGUAGGUGCAGUAACAAAAGUUAAUGGAGUCAUUCCUAAUAAUGUUACCCCUAUAAUGCCACAACAGCAGCAACCAACACCACAAAGCCAACCAAGACAGAAUGGUAAAUACCGAUCACCUUCUAAUGUAGCAAGUCAGAUUCCACUUAAUCAGCAACAGCACAUGCAGGCUCAGGUAGCUCAUGCACAGGCACAAGCCCAAGCUCAGGCCCAAGCUCAGGCACAAGCUCAGGCACAGGCACAGGCACAAGCUCAAGCUCAAGCGCAAGCGCAAGCCCAAGCACAGGCACAAGCCCAAGCUCAAGCUCAAGCCCAAGCAGUACAAGUGCAGGCUGCCCAGGUACAGGCUGUGCAAGCACAAGCGACCCAAGCAGCGCAGGCACAAGCACAGGCACAGGCACAAGCACAACUCCAAGUUCAGCAAAGAAAGUCUGUAGCACCCCAACCAGUAUCAGGGCCAACUCCAAUAACUACAAAUACGGCAGCCACUCAAUCACCACUUGAGAAACAAACUAUAGUAGGAAAUCCUCCAUUGACUCAAGAACAAGAACAAAUACAAAAUGAAAUAAAUACCCGAAUAUUAAAAAGAAAUAUGGGAAAUGCUGCAGCCCUCAGAAUACUCGAUUUAAUUGAUCAAAUUUCCAAUGAAUCAUUUAUAAAUUUAUCAAAUAUUGACUACUGGAAUCGAAUUAUUCAAACAUACUUUUUACAAACUUCAGUAAUUAGACUUAAUAUGUUAACGAGUCCAACUCCUAAAUUUGAUAAUUCCAGUCCCGAUAAUUUUUCAAAUAUUCCUAAACAAUUUGAACUAACUACAGCAAUUGCUCCCAGAUUCUUUGUUGCAAGUGUUGUAUUGGGGAAUGUUGCUAAAUUAAUAAUUACUUUACCAGGAUUAAAAUUCCAAAUUUUAAAUACGGGAUCAAUAUUAAUUUUUGCUAGAUUAUCUAUGCAAUAUUAUUAUAAUGAUGGAUCAAACUCUUCGGUUAAUGGUACUGUAAAGAUAUUAAUGAGUAGAGAAUUAAGAAUUGAAUGGAUUGAUAUAACUAGUCUAAAUUAUCAAAGUUCUAUAAAUUUCAUUGCGUUAGAAAGGAAAUGGAAAUUAUAUUCUGAUAGUUAUAUACCUCCUAGUAAAGCAAAGGGAGCUAAAGAUCAACAGCCCAAUCCGGUUGAAUUCUUUAAACAGAUGUUUGAGAACUCAGAAGCAGUAAAGAAUACUCCAAAUUCAGGACUUCAUGAGGAUGCAAUGAGAAUAUUACAAGUUGGAGAUAUAAUGUCUAAUCUCCGAUCGUUGAUGGGAUUCGCCAUUUUUAAUAAUGUAAAUUCUCCAAUUAAGGCCCUUGAAUUAUUCAUGAAUUCAAAUAAUCAACAAGCAGCUAUACUUGCUCAACAAUCACAAUUAGCAGCUGCUAAAGCACAACAAAUGGCAUUGUUAAACCAGCAACAACAGCAAGCUCAACCCAAUCAACCACAGCAACAAACACAAGUACAAUCUCAAACACAAGGACCACAGGGUCAAAAUAGUAUAUUAUCACCAUCACCUCAUACUAUCCAUCCUGAGGAUCCAAAAGGUGGAGCUGCAUUAAAGAAAAGAAAACAAAGCGUUAGCGCUGGAAGUCCUCUAGCCAUUGACAGUACAGGUAUCAAGAGAAGGAAAUAG